UAAUCAGCUGACAAUCAUAACACGGUAGCUGAAAACAAAAAUAAACAAAAGGGGGAAAGAUGGAGCCGAGGAUGGAAAAUAGGGUAGAUGUUCUCUCCCCGCUGGAGGAGUCCAGUGCCGAGGUGAGUCGGGACAGUGGCAUCGUGUCGCAGAGUGUGAGCAGUUUAUCCAUGUUGAGCGAGGCCCUAAGCAAUGGUACCGUGUCGCAAAGCCCCAGCUUCGACGCAGCAGUCUUGCGGAGUCCGAGCUUCAACUCCGAGGUACCCGACACGGACCAAGACCACAACGAGGAGGAUGAUAUCCUGAGACACACUACCCUAAGUUACUCCUCUUACAUCAGAGAUACUGCUGGAGACGAGAUCCUGGGUUUGGAGAAAAGUCUGGAGGAAAUGCUUACUAGGGUGGAUGAAUUUGUUGGAAUGCUUGACAUGAUCCGCAACGACACAUCACAGAUUGUCAACGAGAACCUACCUCAAAUACAUAGAAAAUCAGAAGAGAUGAGACAAAUAUACAGAAAGAUUGACAAGUUGGAUGUGUUUGUGAAGAUGGUGGGUGCCAAUGUGAAUGUCAUGGAGGAGCAUGUCACACAGGCAGAGAAGGAACAAGGAACCCUGCCGGGCGCCUUCAGAAAGAUCUUCCGUACCAUUAGUGUCCCGAGCUUUCUAAAUAAACCAGCCAGCCCCAGUAGGCAGCAGCAUCAGGAGCUUCCCCCAGUAUUGAGAACAGAUGAUUAUUUCAUCCCACACCCAGGACACUGAAAGCUUGUCUCAAAUAGCACCCUAUUCCUUACAUAUUGUAUUACCCAUUGUUUUCUGGUCAACAAUAGUGCACUAUAUAGGGAAUAGGGUGCCAUUUUAGGAGGCUGCUUGAAACAGAUGCCUGCAGCUCCCACACAUCGCACAUGCAAUGGUCUGCCUGACUCUUCUAGGUCAGGUGACCUCAGUCUGCAUGGCUGUCUUAACUGGACUUAACUAAGCCAUAGGCUCUGGACCUGACUAUAGACAAUAAUACUAGUGUCCUCGGGACUGGAGGAUCUGACAGUACAACAGUUUCAACAAGCAAUAUAGUGUUGGCUCUCUCACUAUCAAGUAGCUGUGAAGACGCUGAAGAAAUCAGACGAUGCGGACACCUGAAAAAGGAAAAUUGUGUUAUUGAUCUGAAGACUUCUUUAAGAUUCUGUUUUUCAAGUGCCUCAGUGUUUCCCUUUAUUUUAUUGCGUGUUCACCUGUUGAAUUAAAUUGCUAUAAGGAAAAUGUUAUUAAUCAUCACACUUGUACUCUCACCAAUCGUAUGAUUUGAAGUUCAAGCUUGAGUAAACCUUAACAUGAUGUUUUAUAAUGCUAUUGUUUCCUGUUUGUAUGGCCUAAUACUGGAGAGGAAUUGGCACUUAGUAAUUCUCAACACACUGCACCAAGCAACAUUUAUUUGUUGAACAUAUUUUGUCAUAGUUGUAUAUUAUUUGAUACUUUUGUAACUAAUGAUCAUCAUACUAAAUAAUUAUCAACAAAGUGGUUUCUUUCUUAUUGACUUUAUCAGUAAACCAUCUGGAAAGCUGUUACUGAGUUUCACACCACCACAGAUAUCAAAAUAUAUCAGAGGAAUACACAGCUAGCUGCUACAUAAAGCACUUGUUGAAAACUAAACUAUUUUAUGACACUUUCUCUUGGCUACAAAGAGCUCAUGUGUAAAAUAACUAAUAACUAAAUAAAAAUGUGUUCUUUACUAACUUGCCUAGUUAAAUAAAGGCUAAAUUAAAAACAUCUGAUUCUCAAUGCUAUAUAAAAGUAUACAUUGUCAUAUCCAUUAAUUCACAGUUGUCCGUGUAGGAAUUUGUUCUUAACUGAC
Molecule: messenger RNA, 1845 nt
Organism: Oncorhynchus masou masou (cherry salmon)
Lineage: Eukaryota; Metazoa; Chordata; Actinopteri; Salmoniformes; Salmonidae
Product: biogenesis of lysosome-related organelles complex 1 subunit 4-like
Exons: 5
Coding region: 60-758 (232 amino acids)
Cellular component (GO): BLOC-1 complex
Source: RefSeq, a predicted model, not a curated record